Molecule: messenger RNA, 795 nt
Organism: Vanderwaltozyma polyspora DSM 70294
Lineage: Eukaryota; Fungi; Ascomycota; Saccharomycetes; Saccharomycetales; Saccharomycetaceae
Gene: RSM26
Product: mitochondrial 37S ribosomal protein mS42
Exons: 1
Coding region: 1-795 (264 amino acids)
Biological process (GO): superoxide metabolic process
Molecular function (GO): superoxide dismutase activity; metal ion binding
Source: RefSeq, a predicted model, not a curated record
AUGUUUUCGACGUUAAAAACCGUUUCAUUUAGAAGAGGUAUUCAUACAGUGCCAAAAUUGCCAAAUUCUAAUAUUUUAAAGCAGCGAGGCAUACCUAAUAUUUUCAGUGCUGCAGGGUUUAAUAUAGCUUGGAAUGAGCAACAGAAAUAUCUUUGUGAUAAAUUGACUUUGCUUACAAGUGGGUCAGAUUUAGAAUCUUUUUUACCUUUCCAUAUUAUUUUGAAUACAGCAAAGAGACCUUUCCAAGCUAAUAUUUUUAACGUAGCAUCUGCUGCACAUAACAAUCAUUUAUUUAUCGAGAACAUUUUACCAGACCAAGAUGUUGAUACUAAACCAUCGAGAUUAUUUCUAUCUACUGUUGAGAAAUCGUUUGACUGUUCUUGGGAAGAUUUGAAAAAGGAAAUGAUAUAUCGUGCAGAAAAUGAUAUCUUUGGUGAAGGGUGGUUAUUUUUGGUAGAAAAUAGGAACAAAGAAUACCAUAUUUUAACCGUGCAAAAUAACGGUACUCCAUAUUACUUUCCAAGAAAUCAAUCCUUCGAUUUGAACAGUGCUACUUCAUUACAAGAAUAUUCACAAUUGCAUGAAAUAAAAAGACUUGUUACUGAACAAGAUGGCAAGAAUGGUAAGGAAAAAGUUGAAGAUUGGACCAUGCCACUGAUCUGUGUAAACUUAUGGGAUCAAGCUUAUUUACAUGAUUAUGGUGUCAAAGGUAGAUCAGAAUAUGUCAAAAACGUCUUAGACAACUUAAAUUGGUCUGUAGUCAACCAAAGAAUAUACACCAAUCCAAAUGCUUAA